AUGGAUGUGUACACCGACUGCUUAAAAAGUACCCGGGUUAGGAACGAUGUGAACGAUGCCGUGAAGUUCCAAGAGUUUGAGAAACACUUCCCCCCUGUCGACGACAUGGAGAGGGCCGGCUUCACUUUCUGCUGGCUUUCAUUGUUAUCAGGUACCGUCAUUAUUAUCAGAUACCUUCAUUAUUAUCAGGUACCUUCAUUAUUAUCAGGUACCGUCAUUAUUAUCAGGUACCGUCAUUAUUAUCAGGUACCGUCAUUAUUAUCAGAUACCUUCAUUAUAAUCAGAUACCUUCAUUAUUAUCAGGUACCGUCAUUAUUAUCAGGUACCGUCAUUAUUAUCAGGUACCGUCAUUAUUAUCAGGUACCGUCAUUAUUAUCAGCUACCGUCAUUAUUAUCAGGUACCGUCAUUAUUAUUUUCAUGUAUUAUUAUUAUUAUCAGGUAUUAUUAUUAUCUGGUAUUAUUAUUAUUAUCUGGUAUUAUUAUUAUCUGGUAUUAUUAUUAUUGUCAGGUAUGAUCAUUAUCGUCAAACUUGAACUUUAUUAUCAGGUAAUUUAAACUGGUAGCAUCAUUAUUAUCAGAUUUUAUCAUUAUUAUCUAACUCAUACACGAUGAGGUCACACCGUAACAAAAGAUAAACGAUAAUGUCAUGUUGCUUUGUUUGCUGGCGGUGUAUAGACCUGGGAAAUGGUCGCUAUGAAGAAUGGGGGGGGGGGGAAACAAGAGCUAAAAAAAAGAAAUAAAAUUAUUGCACCCUAAAUCUGAGUCUGACCUGGGAAAUGGUCGCUAUGAAGAAUGGGGGGGGGGGGGAAACAAGAGCUACAAAAAAGAAAUAAAAUUAUUGCACCCUAAAUCUGAGUCCCCUGGCUAACUAAGGUACAUAUUCUGGUGGAGGUCUGAGAUAACCUACUUAUGACUUAUGACUCCCUUUUGGCUAAUACUUUGGCUACCAGCUCUAUCUGCAGAGCUGAGCUAAGUAACAUUUUCCUCACGUAGGGCUAUUCCGCCGCCCUGCCCCCCCUCCCCCCCCCGAAACAUCUAGUGAGGGACAUUCGGUCAACAAAUGCCUUUGUGUUUCUGGAGCCAGGCUACAGUGCCGGCAGAUAGGGUCCCAGUUUUGAACUAGACUGUUCGGUCACUAGAUUCAACACGUUCAUGAAGCUAAACCACGCACUGACCAACCAUCACUGAAUGUCGGUGGUGUCCGUCGCACUAAGCUGCACAUCUAACUCCCUUCUACCAGAUCCAUACAUGUACAACGUCAGCCCCAGUAAGGUCACCGCCUGCCAGAGCAAGGUCAACGAGAUGAAGUGCGAGAUCGCGAAUGAGGACGACAAUCGGCUGUUAAAAACUGCUGUGGACGAAGAGAAACCAAGCAUCGUUGCUUAUUACGGCUGCAAGUUAGUUCGUUAAGGUUUUACUAUUUUAAUUCAUUGAAGUAUCUUUUUUUUAAAAAAUUCUGAUAUAGAUUUUUUUAUCCCUGUAUUCAAUAAUUUUUUUUUUUUAUUUUCAUAUUCUGUUUUCAGUAUUUAAAUACCACUCAUUUUGUUUUUAAUAUGCUAGGAGAAGGAUUACAGCUUAAGCCAUCCUUGUUAUUUACGGCAACAUUUUCAGAACUUCCGUCAUUGAGUUUUUUCCUUAGUAAAUCGUCAACAUCCGGUAGGCAGAAUGCAAUAAAAUAAAACAUUUAUUUAUUUCAAAUUCGUCAUAGAAAUAUACCGUAUGUGCUCACACAUAAGCCUACAUCGCAAUAUAAGCCGAUGUGGUGAUCUGACUUAUGACUUGUUAGUGAGGGUUAUCUCUCGUAUGAGAUCUCCUCUGGGCACUCUGUCUAGGGAUUCGUUAUUCAAGCCAAAUUACCACACAGACAUAAUACCUAUCUGUAUACAUAUAGUAUAGACUGAAACGAAGUCUUAGUAGUAUAGACUGAAACGAAGUCUUAGUAGUAUAGACUGAAACGAAGUCUUAGUAGUAUAGACUGAAACGAAGUCUUUGUUAAAGGAGAAAUUAACUACAACUAUUUAUUGCAUAAUAAUAUUUACAACUUCCUCCGUAAAACACUCUUGGUGAUUAAUAUAUAAUAUACAUCAAUCGGAUUUCAUCCAGAUAGAAAGGUAUAUCAACACAAAGUAAGUGUCCCUAACAUACAAACGUUAUCAUCAUUAGUACUGCUAUAUUGCUCAAGUCCUAUGCUCAAUCUUUGUUGACUUAGCCUUUAUAAUUCCGGUGCUGAUCUCGGUGGAUUACACAGUGUGGGAGUCCUUCUAUUCUAGAAGCGUGUCUCUGUUCCGGUCUUCGGAGCUGUUCUACGCGUAGCGAAGACGGAGUUCCUGGUCGUAGAUUCCGUGGGAUCUCUGCGAGGGGAAGAUGACUCUCCCGCGAUAAAUCGUGGUGGUGAGAGUCCCUGGAUCUCGAACUCCUAGCUGCCAGGCAGUUUGGUGUAGGAUGUAGAUCAAUCCCUUAGUUCCAGCUUCAAGGUAAUUCGGUCCAGUAAUAGAAACCAGGCUAAAGGCAAAAUGAUACAAAAAUGGAUAAGUAUCCAGGCAAAUAUCCAUAAGCUGAUAUGUCCCGUUCCAACAGCAACGAAUUCAGAUCGAUGUAUGGAGGGUGACAUAGCUUUUACAUAUAUACAUCCAAUUUGUGGAUAGAAUUAUAAGUCUUGUCAUUCUGGGCGAGAGCAUAUGUUGCAUGGCGACAAUUUUGGACCAAGCAAACAUUUUAAUUUAAUGAAGUAUGGGACGUAGAAUCAUUAUCAAUCAUUAAAUUUACAGGUUCAUGGUAUACAUAUUGUCUUCUCGUUAAAAGAGCCAUGAGCGAGUUGGAACAACAACCUACCAUCCCCGUGAUAGGAUGGCGGCGUGUCGUAGCCCACGGCAAAAGUAAUAAUAGAAUUCAUAAUUUCAAUAUAAUUUAUUACAGGCAUUAUUAGAAUAAGAUCGAACCCGAUCGCACAUUUGCUACAUAGCGAAUGAACAAUACAAGUGCAAUACCAUAAUAUUAAAAUCAUGGUUGCGUACUUACUAGUACUCUAGGUAGCAGUUGCAGUUGAGUAUCACGCUAGUGAAGUACUAAGUCUAGACACUUCAAGUGCCCACAAACAAGUGAUCGGAUCUUAAAAGUCAUAUACUUGCCAAUAUCCUAGGUUGCAGUUAUGUAUCACGCUAAAGAAGUUCUAAGUCUAGAUCCUUCCAACGUCCACGGUCAAGUGAUCAGAUCAUAAAAGACAGAUUCUUGCUUGUUCCGGCUAUUUAUUCGAGUUGGGUGACGAGUAACUGAUGAUUCAAUUGGGUGAUUCAAAUGUUGUAUGUUUUUCCAUCCAAUGAUAAUAACUUUCGAUGUUGCGGGAUUGACCUUCUACCCUCAAAUUUAAUCGGGCUGGGGUGAACAUCCUAAUUCACGCUUUAGUGUGAGUUUUCUGGUUUAGAAAUGCAAUAACACCAAGGGGCGAUACUCCGCUUUGCUGUCUCCAGGGCAAAAAUGAGGGGGGGGUGGUAUUAUUUCCUCAAGGUUCAUCGGUGGGAUGGGUUGAACACAAUUUGCACGCUCUGGAGGUGAGCGAGCUGAUGCAGGAAGGCGAUAACACAAAAGGAACUCACUCGUGCUAAGCGACUGCGGGGCAACGAAAAGGGGGAGGGAAAGGUGUUAUUUUACACAACGGUUUCCACAGGCGGAUUUACGAUGGAAGAAAUUUGACAAAGUCCAGCUUCAGAUCGUCACAGCCAACCCCUGAAACUGCUUUAAAAAUGGUCAGUUUUUGCAAAAACCCGCACAUAAGCCGACCAUACAACUGUCUUAUUUGACUCCAUAUUUUUGGUUCAUAGAAAUUUGUUACUGUAAAGAUGUGAAAUGGUUACUUUUAUGUUACAUACCAGUUUGUUUAACUUUCGGAAUGCCACAAAAUGCUCUUUCCACAUUGUUUGCUAUAAUAAUAUCUAAACUUCCGCUCAUAAGUUGUUCACAACUAAUGAUUAACGAAGUAUAUAUUUAGAAAAUUUUUUUGGAAAAUUAUCAUUAGUGUCAGUCCUUCUGUCCAUUUUGUUUUAUGCGCAUAUAAGCCGAUCCCUUGAUUUCAGUAUUGCAUUUUAUAGUUCUAAAUUCGGCUUAUAUGCGAGUAUAUACUGUACUUUGGAAAUCAAAUAUUGUUAAAUAACACAGAUCAGAAACAAUUAAGGGCUUUUCAAAAGUAUUUGAAGAAAUUCUAGGAAGUACCAUUCACCUAUGUAUUUCAAAACAUCACAUACUGACCAGUCCAUGACUUUGUGAAAUUCAAUAUAAUGAUCUGAUCUGGAGCUCAAAAAGAAAGUUGCGCCCCUGCUCUCUUUCUGUCGCCCCGGAUGAAAUAACUUUCAGCUGUUUAUUUUUACUUUAAAAAGUGUCUUUACUGCUUUUUGAUCGCUGAAGGAGGCUUCUUGCCGACACAUUCAUUGUUUUUGCUGCGUCCUGUUUUUUGGGGGGUUCCCCAUAAUUUGCUUCGUCUAUUUUCUUUUAAUGGCAGCAGCGCUUGGGACUUUUCCAACAGCUUGAUGAAUCCAUUUACAGGAGAGUUUAAACAUUUUAUGAUAUUCCCGCUUCACCAACAAAAAAACAAAAAGUUACCCCCUGUGGUGGACCUUCGGACCGCAUUUAUUUUUACUUUUAUGGAACAGAAUCAUAGAGUGUCGGUCCUAAAAGAUUUACGCCCUUGUCAAAAUUAAUAUAUAGUUUCGGUUUUUGCAUAGGAAAAAAUAUACGAAACCUGUAGGGACUAGGAUGGAUUUAAAUUUCACUUUCCCAUCAAAUGUUUGGUAUGAUAUAUACUGUUAAAGCGUAUCAUACGUUGAGGUAAUUCUUGAUUUAUUUAUUUUUUGUCAUUCAGAGCGUACACAUCCUACUGGACUUGUAUGAGAGAUCAGUACGCUGCAUGUAACCCAGAGAUAGCACCUUUGUUUGACUACUACCUGGCCAGAGCAGGCACGUAAGUCAGGGCUUUUUAGUUUUAUAAGCGUUAUGCAGUUUUAGUGUUAAUUUCUUGAACAUUUGAUGACUAAGGUCUUGGAGCCAAAAGAUAAAAUUUGGAGAGUGGCGCCAACGGGAAAUCAAACUGGCAGAGGCGCCUAAUUUCCGAGAUUAGAUGGGGAGCGGAAGGCAAGUUUAUCUUUAAGACCUCACUGUCAUUCUCUCUCUUCUUUUUCUUAUAUCCGAGUGUUCUGGAGAAAGGAUAUUUAAUUUACUCAACGCGUGAAGAACCAAAACGGUUUAUGUGCUUUCUUGUGUGUCCGUUUUAACGUCGUGUGUCUGGACGCGUUGUGUCCGUUUUAACGACGUGUGUCUGGGCGCGUUGUGUCCCUAUUAACGUCGUGUGUCUGGGCGCGUUGUGUCCGUUUUAACGUCGUGUGUCUGGACGCAUUGUAUCUGUUUUAACGUCGUGUGUCUGGACGCGCUAUGUCCGUUUUAAGUCGUGUGUCUGGGCGCGUUGUGUCCGUUUUAACGUCAUGUGUCUGGGCAAGUUGUGUCCGUUUUAACGUCGUGUGUCUUGACGCGUUGUGUCUGUUUUAACGUCCUGUGUCUGGACGCGUUGUGUUUGUUUUAAGCUCGUGUGUCUGGACGCGUUGUGUCUGUUAAAAGUCGUGUGUCAAAAAGUUAUAAAUAAAAAAGACACGCGAUGCCACAACGUACACUCAAGGAGUGACAACAAUGUGUACUGAAAAGAGACAACAAAGUUACACAGAAUAUGAAUCGAUAAAUCUUCGUUGUGUCUUUUGAGUUGUGCCUAAUUUAACUUUGAUACUCAGUUUGUCUCCGUUUUAACUUCUCGUGCCUAACAUUCCAACGUGCUGUGGGCUGUUUUAAAUUUACUGUAAAUAUCUGACUGCCAGUUUAUAAAACGCUCUCUUAUUUGUGCAACUAAUUAUAAAUUUCUCCCAUCGUUAUUUAGUAAACUAAUUUUUGAUUCCAACAAAACUCUCCUUUUUUCAUUAAUAUUAUUUGUUCUAUGAUUUUUCUACAGAAGUUGUCUAAAGACCUACAAAAUAUCCAAC
Lymnaea stagnalis (great pond snail) is the source of this 6015-nucleotide messenger RNA. Lineage: Eukaryota; Metazoa; Mollusca; Gastropoda; Lymnaeidae. The record is from the annotation of a GenBank genome assembly.